Molecule: messenger RNA, 1703 nt
Organism: Xenopus tropicalis (tropical clawed frog)
Lineage: Eukaryota; Metazoa; Chordata; Amphibia; Anura; Pipidae
Gene: fbxo46
Product: F-box protein 46
Exons: 2
Coding region: 288-1640 (450 amino acids)
Source: RefSeq, marked validated
CUUCCGGAGCCUGCGCCUCACUGACUGCAGGGGGCCCGAUAAUCCAAGUAACUGCUGUGCAGGCGGGCCCCCUAAAGACCCGCAACCCACUGUCAGGGACAACUGUCCCCCCAUGGAGGCCCCUUGCCUGUGUCACCUUGUGCAGCCGGAGAAUCCUACAUGGUGCCACCCUCCUCAGCCGGUGCUAUCUUCCUACGGGCUCAGCGCAGAGGCUGAAGGCUAAUUAAGAUAGCACCGGUCUCUCCAUCCUCCAUGACACUUUUGUGACCUCCAUUCCUUUACAAGUUAUGGAUCCUAGGGUCCCAUCUCCCCUCCACCUGUGGAAUCCAUGCACCUUUGGUGCUUACUCCCAAACUUGUCCUACUAACAAGGUUGAAGAUGGUGAGACCAAUAAAGAAAACAUGAAAGCAGCAGAGGAACAUGUCUUGCCUUCUGAAAUUCCUCAGUGUCAUAGAACAGGUGAUGACCGUGUCUUGUUGGAUACCUGGUAUGUGAUCAAGCCCGGAAAUACCAAGGAAAAGGUGGCCUUUUUUGUAGCCUACCAGUGCUCAGGGGGUGGAGCUUCACCAUGUCCUGGGGGAGCUAAAGUCAAAGGUCGCUGGAGUGCAGGUGGCAGCUCUAGAGCUAAGAGAAGACGCCAUGCCCUUGAACCAGAUGCUACUCCCUCUGUAGCAGAAAUGGUUGCUUUGGCUGAGAAUCGUGGAGAAGAGGCAAUGUCCCCCAAACCUCCUAUGGUGCUAUUGACUUCCGAGGAAGAAGGAGAGGCCCGAUGCCGCAGUGUUGCAGAGGCAGUGGCACAGUAUGAAGCAGAGCAUGCAGAGCGUGAGGUUCGAAUUGCCUUCCGUGUGGCUGAGCACCCUGGUGACCCCAUAACUUGUGAUCUUUACCAGCUGCUCAGUCCUGAACCACACCGUGUCCGUGUUCUUCUAGAAAAGAUGGAGAAGCCACAAGCAGAGAGGGAAGAGGAGACUCAAGCCACUGCUUCCGCUGCGGGAUUCCACGUUGACCUGGUUCUCACAGGAGCUGUGGAUCGAUGUGUUUUUUAUGGAGGAGAGGCAGGAGAAACCGAGCCAAUUCCUGGUCAGCUUUUUUUCCCAAAUGUAUCAUCUACACCUCCGCCACCCCCUCCACCUCCGCCACCUGUCCCACCACUCUGCCGCCUUUACCGCCAUGUCUCCCAUGAUUUCUUAGAGAUACGCUUUCAGGUUCAGCAGCUAUUACAGCCACGGCUUUGUCUCACGUCCUUGCCUGACCAUGUCCUCCUAGCUAUUUUCAGCUACCUGUCUACAAGAGCCCUAGCAGCUGUCAAGUGUACAUGUAAGCGUUUUCGUGCACUGAUAGAGGACUAUGGGGUGCGACCAUGUGAUUCACGUUGGAGUCGUGACCCCCAGUAUCGCGAUGACCCCUGCAAACAGUGCAAAAGGAUAUAUCGGAGGGGAGAUGUGUCAUUGUGCAGGUGGCACCCAAAGCCUUACCAUCAUGAUUUGCCCUAUGGACGAUCAUAUUGGAUGUGUUGUCGACGGCCAGACAGAGCAGCUCCUGGCUGCCAGCUGGGACUACAUGACAAUAAUUGGGUGCUACCAGGAGAGAGCUGUAGAGGGAGAGGAAGAGGAAAUGGGGAAGGGGAAGAAAGCAGGUGAAAAGUUAAAAGGGUUGACUGUGGUGUAUGAAAGUUUAAAUAAAAGGCAUUAUUUAUAACUGUA